Molecule: messenger RNA, 3037 nt
Organism: Psammomys obesus (fat sand rat)
Lineage: Eukaryota; Metazoa; Chordata; Mammalia; Rodentia; Muridae
Gene: Mylip
Product: myosin regulatory light chain interacting protein
Exons: 7
Coding region: 202-1539 (445 amino acids)
Biological process (GO): ubiquitin-dependent protein catabolic process
Cellular component (GO): cytoskeleton
Molecular function (GO): cytoskeletal protein binding; ubiquitin-protein transferase activity
Source: RefSeq, a predicted model, not a curated record
GCGGCCGUGGAGCACCCGGGAGCGGGCAGUCGUGGGGGUGGCGGGGACGCGGGCGGCCACUGCGUGGGGUGCAGGGCAGGCGGCCUCGCGGCUGCGCCUUCCUCGCGGAGCCCGAAGCCGACUUGGAGCGACUGCGGGGAGGCGACAGCCCCGGCGCACACCCGAGAAGAAGAAGCGGCGGUGGCGGCGGCGGCCCCAGCCAUGCUGUGCUAUGUGACGAGGCCGGACGCGGUGCUGAUGGAGGUGGAGGUUGAGGCAAAAGCCAACGGCGAGGACUGUCUCAACCAGGUGUGCAGGCGAUUGGGAAUCAUAGAAGUCGAUUAUUUCGGACUGCAGUUCACGGGUAGCAAAGGUGAAAGCUUAUGGCUGAAUCUGAGAAACCGGAUCUCCCAGCAGAUGGAUGGGCUGGCACCUUACCGGCUUAAAUUGAGAGUCAAGUUCUUUGUGGAGCCCCAUCUCAUCUUACAGGAGCAGACAAGGCAUAUCUUUUUCUUGCACAUUAAAGAAUCCCUCUUGGCAGGCCACCUCCAGUGUUCCCCCGAGCAGGCAGUGGAGCUUAGCGCCCUCCUGGCCCAGACCAAAUUUGGAGACUACAACCAGAACACUGCCAAGUACAGCUAUGAGGAUCUGUGUGAGAAAGAGCUCUCCAGCUCCACCCUGAACAGUAUUGUUGCAAAGCAUAAGGAGCUGGAGGGCAUCAGCCAGGCCUCUGCAGAAUACCAGGUUCUGCAGAUUGUGUCAGCAAUGGAGAAUUACGGCAUAGAGUGGCAUGCUGUGAGGGACAGCGAAGGACAGAAACUCCUCAUUGGGGUUGGACCGGAAGGCAUCUCAAUCUGUAAAGAUGACUUUAGCCCUAUUAACAGGAUAGCUUAUCCUGUGGUGCAGAUGGCCACCCAGUCAGGAAAGAAUGUCUACCUGACCGUCACCAAGGAGUCUGGCAACAGCAUCGUGCUCCUGUUUAAAAUGAUCAGCACCAGGGCAGCCAGUGGGCUCUACCGAGCCAUCACCGAAACGCAUGCAUUCUACAGGUGUGACACAGUCACCAGUGCCGUCAUGAUGCAGUACAGCCGUGACUUGAAGGGCCACUUGGCGUCUCUGUUUCUGAAUGAAAACAUUAAUCUUGGUAAGAAAUAUGUCUUUGACAUCAAAAGAACAUCCAAGGAGGUAUAUGACCACGCCAGGAGGGCUCUGUACAAUGCUGGCGUUGUGGACCUCGUCUCCCGGAACGGCCAGAGCCCCCCCAGCUCGCCCCUGAGGUCUCCUGACAGCAGCGUGAGCUGCAGCAGCUGCGAAGGCCUCAGCUGCCAGCAGACCAGGGCGCUCCAGGAGAAGCUGCGCAAGCUGAAGGAAGCCAUGCUGUGCAUGGUGUGCUGCGAGGAAGAGAUCAACUCCACCUUCUGCCCCUGCGGCCACACUGUGUGCUGUGAGAGCUGUGCAGCCCAGCUGCAGUCGUGUCCAGUCUGCAGGUCACGGGUGGAGCAUGUCCAGCACGUUUACCUGCCAACCCACACCAGUCUCCUCAAUCUGACUGUCAUCUAACUCGUCCUGCGCUGACUGGACACACCGUGUCCCCACAAGCCGCAGUAUUGUAAACUACAAGAAUAAUAACUUUGUGAAGAAAUAUUUCACUCUCAAUACCCAUCUGCCACAAGACAUUUUCAGAAAAGAAGAAAAGAAAAACAAGAAUGCAACCGCUCCUCUUCCGUGAGUAGAAGCAACAGCCCCCAUGGCAACCAGGAAGAACUCUGGGACAUGGACACAUUCCUUGGACUUUGAAAAAAAGGGUUUUUUUUGUUUGUUUAUUUGUUUGAUUGUUUUUUAUAAUCAAGUAAAGGAAUAGAUAAAAUCAUCUCUGUCAGUCAAGUGGCAACAUAGCCAACAGUGGUACCUUUUAGGAAAUGAUGUCAUAUGUCUCGGUAACUUCUCCCAAGGCAGCAGAUUUUGUAAGAGUUUUCAGACUUCCCUUGGUUCUUUUCAUAUGGUUAUGGAGUGCUGAAACUUUUUUAAUAGGAAUUCUUUUCUUAAAGAAAUAGUCCUCGUUAGAAUGUCAUUUCUGUCUUUAUAACAAGAACAACUGGAAAGCUAGCAGAUUGGAAAGCAAUCCAGGGGCUUCUCAAGGGUUGACAGCAACGUUGUCAGACGGAAAACAGUCUGGAUGAGAGUGAACAGGUAACUCGGCAUGGGUGGCCUCCUUCCUAGCCCCUCUGUUUCCCUCACCCUUGUCCUCUGGUGAUCAAAACGCUGCCAGUUUGGUUAACAAAGACUUACAUGCACUGCCUGGGCUCUUGAGCUAGUGGAGUAUUUGGAGACUGGAAAGGGAGAGUGUUUCGUUGUAAGGGACAAGCAAACAGAAAGAGAGAGGGAAAGCGAGAGAAGGGAGAGAGGGGAGAGAGAAGGGAGGGCCCGAGAGCCUCCUGUCGUGCUCGGUGCCUUUUCAUGUGCCCCAGCUGCACCCACGGCUGUCACUCUGCUUGAAGAUCAACCUCUCUACAGCCUUAGCUUAGGUUCCUAGGUAGAGUCUCCUUUGUGUAUGUUUUAGUCCACUGUUUGUGUUCUUAAGUCAGUGCUUCUGUGUCUAUUGCGUUGCCCCUCUGUGUCUUUCAGAGGUGGGGUUACUUCAUUCUGUUUCCAUAUUGUUAAUCAUACCCCACCCCACCCCCACCUGGGCAUUUUGGAAGCUAGUGAGCUAGGGGGUUUUCUAGGGUGUCAGGAAAGCUAGCUGACCUCAUCGGGUGCAAUACUGGCUAAGUUAAAGCUGGAAGCCUCCACUGUCACUUUACUGAGAUCUCUGAGUCUACGUUUCAUAUUGCCUUAAUGUAGCGGUAAUGUGUUUAUGCAUUUGUUUCUUUGCACAGACAUUUUGUCAGAUAUUAAAACUCUACUUUUUUAUGGCACAUAUUAGCAUAUAAGCCUUUAUUCCAAGAGGUAUUUAUUUUUUCACUUGUAAAAAAAAAAUAAUGUUUCCACAUAAAAACUCUGUUAUAUGCUAGAGGACUUCUGUCUUUUAUAUUCAGGAUAAUAAAGAAUUUAAAGCAAA